UUUGUUUUUGUUUUUUUUUUCCUAUUUGCAUGAGCUUAAACACUCUCAAAAAGCCCCUUAAUCCAGAUACAUCUAUCUCUUUCUCUGUCUCUCCAGUCUUUCAUUUUGUUUUCUCGGGAAAAAUUUUCAGCUUUCUGGGAUUUUCUCACCCGAAACCCCGGAAAAAUGAGGUGGGAAAGAUUGCAGCUUCUGCGAGAAGAAGCUCCGGGAAUGGGUGCUGUUGAGAUUUCUGGGCCAGGGAAGAGGUGGGGACACACCUGCAACGCCAUUAAAGGAGGAAAACUCCUCUAUAUUUUUGGGGGUUAUGGCAAAGAUAACUGUCAGACGAACCAAGUACAUGUCUUUGACACUGUUAAAAAAACAUGGAAUGAGCCCAUGAUAAAAGGCAGCCCGCCUACUCCAAGGGACAGUCACAGCUGUACAACUGUUGGAGACAAUCUGUUUGUGUUUGGGGGUACAGAUGGAAUGAAUCCUCUCAAGGAUUUGCAUAUUCUAGACACGUCUACACAUACAUGGAUAUCUCCAAGUGUAAGAGGCGAAGGACCAGAGGCACGGGAAGGUCAUACUGCAGCCCUUAUUGGGAAGCGACUUUUCAUAUUUGGUGGCUGUGGCAAAUCUUCAAACGAUUCGGAUGAAGUUUACUAUAAUGAUCUAUACAUAUUGAACACUGAGACCUUCGUAUGGAAACGCGCCCAGACAUCGGGUACCCCACCAACUGCACGUGAUAGCCACACUUGCUCAUCUUGGAAGAACAAAAUCAUUGUGAUUGGUGGUGAAGAUGCAUAUGACUAUUAUUUAUCUGAUGUCCACAUCCUUGAUGCAGAUACUCUUGUUUGGAGGGAGCUGAACGCUUCGGGACAGAUGCUGCCACCUCGAGCUGGUCAUACAACAGUUGCUUUUGGCAAGAACUUGUUUGUUUUUGGGGGAUUUACUGAUGCCCAAAAUCUUUAUGAUGACCUUCAUAUGCUUGAUGCUGAUACUGGUUUAUGGACCAAGGUAUUGGCUACAGGAGAUGGACCUUCUGCUAGAUUUUCUGUGGCUGGGGACAUUUUGGAUCCACAGAAGGGGGGUGUUCUCGUUUUUGUUGGUGGCUGCAACAAGACUCUUGAGGCACUCGAUGAUAUGUACUAUUUGCACACAGAACUUGUGAGAGAAAAUGGGCGAGAUGAGCGAAAGCUAGAGAGGCUAUCUAUGAGGAAGCAGUUGAAGCUAAAGUGCCAAGAACAAUACCUUCCUGCGCCAGGACAUGAUAAAGCUCUGCUGACAAUUGGGGCGAAUGCUGUUCUUUGCCAAUCCAGGCCUUCGGCAAGUUAUGGGCAAACAAGCCAACAAAAUUUUCCAAUUAAUAGCUCCCAGCUUCUUCAGGGAAAGAAGAUAUUUCAAGCGAACAUUACCGAAAGCUUCCCUGAUGGAUUUACUAUUGAAACUAUUAUAGAUGGAAAGCCUUUGCGUGGAAUAUUAUUUUCCAACAAGCCAAGCAAUUCAAACAUGGCUAAGUAUAAUUCCAGUAGGAAGAGAGCAGCUGGAGAAGUUGGUGGUAUUAAGUUGAAUGACAGUCAGAAGAGAAAACCAAAAAAUGCUAGACCCUUCAAGCAGGAUGAAAUUGAGCACAGACAGGCUGAUGUUGCCAUAGGAAAGGAGUCCAUAUCAUGUGAACGCCAAACAGAAGCCGCAGCUGCUGGUUUGAAUAAUUUAGCAACCCCUAAUGAUUCUCAGGCCCAGACAGAAGCUGCUGCUGCUGCUGUUUCAGAGAAUCCAGAACCUACUGGUGAUUCUCACCCUCAAAAGGUUACUGGAAACUCAUCGGUGUUGAUGCAGUCAAUCCUGAAAUUGGAAUAUGGAAGGACAAAUGAUGCACUGAACCAAAGCACUGAGUCUCCAGCAGAGAAUACAUCCACUGCCGCAAAGGAAUGCAUUUCUUUGCCUCCAAAAGAAGGAGACCAUGGGGCACCAACCACUGAAGAGAAGGCAAAAUCAUUUUGAAUCAUGGCGAUGAACAAAUCCUUUUUGGUUAACUUAACAUAACUCGAAGAUACCAGCCGUCGGCCAUUUGUACAUUCAUCAUUUCAAGAUGGUCAUAGAUGGUCAUAGAUGCAUUGACAGGUGAUAUACAGAAAUCUGCCCCCGGAACUGACACAAUCUGCCACUGACUCGAUACUUUUUAAAUUUAUUAUUGAUAGACCGCAGUUGUAUGUAGUAGUUUUUGUCUUAAAAAGGUAUCGCAAAGUUUAUUCUAUUUACUGCUUCAGACUCGGCCUCUUCAAGUCUAUAUGUUCUGAAUUCUCGCACCCACCUGCUCCUCCAAUUGUCUGGUUUAUGCUGCCAAGGAAUCAUCUGUUUAGACAGUGAUAGACCCUUGGGCUGUGGCAGCAUUCUGGUAGGCUAAAGAAUGGAUUCAAAAAGGGCAACAGGGAAAAGAAAAAUGGUGAACAGCCGUAUAUUUUUUAUGUAUUUUUCAAUCAUCAUCCUUAGUGAAGUUUGUUGUGUUCAUGUAAA
Molecule: messenger RNA, 2496 nt
Organism: Vitis riparia (riverbank grape)
Lineage: Eukaryota; Viridiplantae; Streptophyta; Magnoliopsida; Vitales; Vitaceae
Product: kelch domain-containing protein 3-like
Exons: 11
Coding region: 166-1983 (605 amino acids)
Molecular function (GO): protein binding
Source: RefSeq, a predicted model, not a curated record